ACGCGGUGCCCGUCAUUGCCGCUCUGUGGCUCUUGCCGUAUUGUGCCCCGCUCGUGUGCCAGUGUGCUCGUGUGCCACCAGCCCACGCCGCGCCAGUGCUAGUGUGUGCAGUGUGUUGUGCCAAAGAGCACCAGUGUUCUAGUGGUGAUUGUCCACCCCGCUCACAGUGAACCAUGCCCAGUUCUGCUGUUGUCUUCUUGGGGUGCUUGAUGGUGGUGAUGAUGGAGGUGGCGGUGCCGGUGGCGGGAGAGGAGUGGCCCAUCCGUCCUUCCUACAACGAGGUGUACCACGCCGAGCCCAGCCUCACCACGCCCCCGAACCCUGAGUUUUCGGUGUCCCGGGCGAGGAACAUGAGCCAGACGACCGACCUGCGGGAGUUCCUUAUGCGGUUCGUGCAGGAUGAGAGGAUCUGCUCCGACCCGACCCUGCGUCACAUCAUCCUGGCCGAGGAUGAUGGCGACGAGCGAGCCAAGAUGUGGUGGAGCCGGCGGUGCGGGGGGCGGAGGGGGCAGCGGCCUCGCCCGUCUUCCAACCAGUCAGAAAGUACGUUGAUCAGAUACCGUCGCAAAAGUUCAAACCGUGACAAUCCUCAGAACUCACUGGACCGUUCUCAAGUGCGAAGUGCCAAGUGGCAGAAACUCCAUAAGCUAAUGAUGGACAAAAGGAUCAAGUGCAAACCCAAGAAGGCCGCGGUGCCGCUCCCAAACCCGAACCCCUACCACACCCAGCUGAAACCCGAGUGUGUGUACAUCAAGCAAUGCAGCGGCUGCUGCAACUCCCCGAAGCUGGAGUGUGUCCCCGUCAGGACCAGGACCAAGACCUUCCCUGCGAUGGCAAUCACUCCCACGGCCAAGGGUCAUCGCUUCCUUAAGGACGAGAAGAUCACAAUGGUGAAGGUGGAGGAACACAAGCAAUGUCAGUGCGAGUGUAAGGUGAGGGCUGAACACUGCUCGCCCAGCCAGGAGUACAACGAAGACGCGUGCAAGUGCCAGUGUCCCAGGCACCUGGACCGCUCCUGCCCGCCGAGGAAGGUUUGGAACGAGAAGGAGUGUCGGUGUGAGUGCAGGGACCUCCACACCUGUACCACCGGCCGCUACUUUGACGUCAACGCUUGCAGGUGCGCCGAGCCCAUGUACUACCUUAAGUAGUGGAUCAAGGGAGUCAGGGGCCCGCGACUCACGCACUGCUCACUGCCUGGCGACGGACGCGAAACGCGGCUUUGUUGUUCGGUGUGUGUUGCUCCUUCCUCUCCUCCUCCUCCUCCCCUCCGCGGCCAAUCAGAACGGAAGAGCAGUGCACACACACAGUGAAGGCUGCAAGUCAAGCAAUCUUGUUCCUGCAUUAGACCGGUAAUUCCUGACUGUAAUCCAGCUCCACGUUAUCGUCCUUGUCCUCGUCCUCAUGGUCCGCCGCCUCCCACCAGAGCGCGGACACUUGGACUCGGUGGCUUAGUGUCGUCGGCCUCGCUGCACCCCGGUCAUGGCUCGAUCUUGGUGCUGUGGUGUGUCUUGAGUCAAUGUUGACCUUCACACACCGACAAGACGAUGAAUGCAUUCCAAAUACUACAUACCUCGCCCCGUCCACCCCUCCACCACUCCUCCUCCCCUACCUACCCUCAUUAGCCCCACUCCUCCCUGGCCACACUGUUUGCUGGCCAUAGAUUACAUUGUACAUGUAUCCUAGCUCUCUUUAAAAUACUUAGGAAAGUACCUCGGCUGACGUGUAUUACAGUACAUUGCAUGCGUGUGUGUGUGUGUGUGUGUGUGUGUGUGUGUGCAUGUAUGUGUGUAAAGUGAUGCUUUGAGUCGUUUAUAAAGUUACAACUUGGAGGAAGGGCUGCGGCGCGGCGUGUAGGCGGCUGGCUCACCUCACGCACCGUCACAUCAAAGCCCCAUGCUUCUAUGUCCUGUGUGUCCUCCCUGCCCAAACCACUCGUGCUGUGCACUUACUUCUAUGUAUGGCAUUUCGCCUGUGUGUCCUGUGUGCCCUUCGUGCCCCCCGCCACCCAUGCCAUGCAGUUGUGUGUGUUACACCUCGCCUGUACCGCAAAUGACCUUCCCUGCCCUCAUGUAUGGCCAGUGGAUCCCGUGUGAGCCACACACACACACACACACACACACACACACACACACACACACACACACACACACACACGUCCACGGAGUGACGCAGUGCGGCGCGUCCCACCAGAAUGAGCUUCCUUGUCAUUACAUGUGUCGUUGUCCACUUUACAGAUGUUGAGGACUUGAAUCGCAUUCCAGACCACAGUGUUGGUGAUCCCGAGGACUGCACACGCCCGGCACCGUUGCUGGCCUCGGCCGCUGUGCCGGCGUGGAUCAUCAAGGGUUGGGGUCAGGCCGUGGCCAAGGCCUUGCUAGUUGUAGAGUCAAGCAGUAAAGCUUCAUUUCACGAGACACACUCCAUCGCUUACUGAUCGGAGUGGUGCUAGCUUUAGAUCAUCAUCUUUACUAUCACGUACUACACUGUUGUGCUCCUCGCGACUCACUCUUGCCUAGUAUAGCACACACUCCAGUAUACAGGAGUAUUCAUUAAAGGUUAUAUUAGUAUCAUGUAUUGCAGUAUCAUAUUCCUCUGAUCUGUGAUUGAUUAGGUUUUAGGUAUUGUAAAGUUGUAAGCCCGCGUGGCGGGAAAACAUGUAAAGUACAUUACUUGUAUGCGUGAGGCGUGGAGGCUCCGGGCCCGGCGCUGCGGCGGCCGUCAGGCUGUACCGUGUGUGGCCGGCGGGGCCAAGGUUUCACUUAUUUAUUGCUCCAUGUGUGUGUGUGUGUGUGUGUGUGUGUGUGUGUGUGUGUGUGUGUGUGUGUGUGUGUGUGUGAUAUGUUGAAAGUCUUCCAGUACGAGUGCUUAGUGUUAAAAGCAACGUAGCAUUAAGGAUUUAACUGUAUUUAUUCAGUGUGAUUUAUAUUCCCAGAGUGAAACUACUACUACGAUUACUACUGAUGUGUGUGUGUGUGUGUGUGUGUGUGUGUGUGUGUGUGUGUGUGUGUGUGUGUGUGUGUGUGUGUGUGUGUGUGUGUGUGUGAACCACCGAGCCACUGAUCGUUGCUAGUCAUUAGGAUUCCCUCAAGGCACUCACUGGUUUAAGGCAAAUAUUUGAUACUGAUGAAUAAAGAUGAACGAAAACA
Molecule: messenger RNA, 3146 nt
Organism: Portunus trituberculatus (swimming crab)
Lineage: Eukaryota; Metazoa; Arthropoda; Malacostraca; Decapoda; Portunidae
Product: vascular endothelial growth factor C-like
Biological process (GO): positive regulation of cell population proliferation; positive regulation of protein autophosphorylation
Cellular component (GO): membrane
Molecular function (GO): growth factor activity; growth factor receptor binding
Source: RefSeq, a predicted model, not a curated record